This is a messenger RNA of Styela clava, 2834 nucleotides long. Lineage: Eukaryota; Metazoa; Chordata; Ascidiacea; Stolidobranchia; Styelidae. The record is from RefSeq and is a predicted model, not a curated record.
ACUGUAAAUAGCAACAAAUAAGUGAAAUAUACAAUGGAAUUAGAGAGGUCAGAAAGUAUUUCAUUGUCAGGAUCAAUUCAACUAUUCUUUACCAAUAACCCUCUCGACAUUUCUAUGACACCAUCGAAAGACAUGAACUUGAUUCCGAAACUAGAGUUUGGCAGUAUCAUUGAGGAUUCUGUUAAGCCCAAACCUCCCAUAGUAGAGCCUGACUCCAGUAAACUGUUCAAUAUGGAUUACCCAGACGAUGAUACAGAAUGUGAUGUCAAAGACUACGCCGAACUUAACGAUGUUACAGACCGUACGAAUAGACUUGUUUUGGAAGACAGAAACAAUAAAGAUUACCUGGUAGUUUGUCCUCAAGACGUAAUCGUACAACUUGAAACAACGGAAGAAACGCCGUUUCAGGAAUAUAGUGAAAACAAUAAUCACGUUAGCGAACUGGAAAUGCAUAUUUAUGAUAUCACGCAGCUUAUCGAAAUGGGUGAUGAAACUGAGCAACUGAGAGAACAGAUAAGAAAACUAAAGCAGGAAAAUCAAGAUCUUAAAAAUGAUUGUUUGGACGCACUGGACGAGAAUUUUCAGUUACAAAAUAAUUUCGUCCCUCGGUUGUCGACUGAUGGGGACUCAAUGGAGCUGAAUGACGAAAAUAUGGAAAAAGGGACGUCAGAAACACAAAAUCAAACAAAUAGCGUAACUUCGUUAUCCCUGCUUAAUCAUGAGAAAGAAAGGUUACUGCAGAAAACAAAAAGUCAAGAAAAUGAAAUAAUGGCGUUACGUUUGAGAGUGGAAGCUUAUGAGGAAGAAAAGAAGAAAAACCAUUCUGAAGCUUUUAACGAAGAUGAGAGAGAAUCAAUGGAAAAGGAAAUUAGUGCUCUUCGUGGGAAAGUUGCUCUAUUGGAACGAAAUAAUAAAUUAUUUUCAAAUCAGGAGAGGCAAAUGCUUAAGCAGGACUUGGAACGAACAAAAAGACGAUGUUCGCAUUUGAGCGAACAAUAUAGCGCGUUGAAAAAUUCCACUGAAUCUAAUCAUAUCAGCCAAGUUGAAACGGCCUUGUCGGACUACGUGAAAAAAGUUAAAUAUUUGGAACAAGAAAAUGCACGAUUGAGAGACAGAGAAAUACACAGCUCAAGUGAACUCGAUGCUGAGUUAAAUUCUUGUCUCGAAGAGAAGGAAGAAAUUAUCAAAGACCAAAGUGUAAUGAUUGACGAAUUACAACACCUAAUAAAAUUCAUAAAGUCUGAACGUGGAAUGCCUGGAAGAAAACAGAAAAGUACGUCAGACCAUGAAGUUCAGAUCGACCUCCCUGGAUAUCAAUCACCAAGAGCAAAGAGACUUUCAGAGAGGUCUCGAAGUCCAGGAAAACACAGAAGCUCGAAAGAAGAUGCCAAUCAAUCUGACUCGAGCAGUGAACCGUAUUCUGACAGUGAUGCCCGCGCUAUACGAGCCUUAAGUGGAAGGAUGAGACAGGAUAUUGAAGAAGCCAAGCAAAAGUUGAAAGACAUGGGAGAAGCAUUGAUUGCUAGCCAACAUGUUUCACCUGUGCAUUUUCCAUUAAAACUGGAACAUACAUUUCCUCCAUUUACAAAAUACAGAGAUGAAAAUGAUACAGAUGGACAGCUUUCCCCAUACAUAAAGAAACGGACAUUAUCGCUUUCAAGUAUACCCAUACAUGUACAGCGAAAAUCUGACAGAGACGAAACCGAUCAUUCAAAAGGGACGAUGUCGUCAAGCAACCUGAAAUCCAAGGGCACGGCAUCGUGGAGUCCAGGAUUACUUUUGUUGUCAAACAGGUCUGGUAAAGCAGAUGCGUCAAAUAGCUUUCACCCUAUUACGCCUAAAUCCAGCAGAAGCAUGGAGAAAUAUCACGAAAAUCGCAAAAAGGUGAUAGCAGACAAUAAAAGCGAAAUAAAACAAGCAAAGUCAAGAAUAUUGUACAAAUCCAUUCCAAAAUCCACGACAGUUCAACACAUGGGAGAAAACGACUUUUUCAGAAUAAAAUCGCUAGAUUAUAAAAUUAUGGAGGAGGAAAUUGAAUGUAAUAGAGAAGAAUACGACAGAAAAAGACAACGAGAAAAAUUAAGGAAAAGUGACGACCGGGCAUCUAUCGAUAGUACCAAACAAAUGAAGACCAGGCAAGAACGCCACAAAGACGCUGCAAGAAGAAAAGAGAAGAUAUCUAAGAAAAAGAAAACUUCCAAAUAUCUUCCAUACGAAACUGAGGAAGUUUACGAGUUUGUCGAACCCGAAAUAUUGUCAAAUUUGAAAAUGUCACCAUACCGGGUGUACGUUGUAAAACGAGAUCACACCCCACCAGACGAUGGCGAUAAAAUGUUCCCUGAGUUGUUGAUUCAUGCCGGAGAUGUUGUAUUUUCACUAGGGGCGCCAGAGAUGCACAAAGACGGCAAGAAAUAUCAACUGGCUGAAGUGAACGGAUCAAUAGGAUUUGUGCCGUUUAGUAUUCUUCAACACGCAGAACAAGUGGAUCAAUUCGGAACAAACCCACAGAAACUGAAUAUUCAGCAUUGGAAAGCCCAGAGAAGGAUUGUCGAUGUUUUCAAGAGACUCGAAGAUAAAAGACGAUCAAUGGGUUAUGGAACAUAAAAAAGGCCUGCCAGAAAUUGCUUUAUAUUAAACAUGUGCCAUAGUUAAGUAGUACACAAUCGCGACAUUCUGUCAAUCACACAAUACGCGCACACAAUCGCCGAUUAUGCGAAAUAAAAGUUCGUAGUGUAUAUAAAAAUUGUGCUUCUAUAUUAUAUAUGAACGUAGAUAUUGCUAAUGGUAGUUACUGUGUUAUAUAUUUAAAAAACAAAAUAACAUACAUAACUGUG